Molecule: messenger RNA, 656 nt
Organism: Suillus subaureus
Lineage: Eukaryota; Fungi; Basidiomycota; Agaricomycetes; Boletales; Suillaceae
Exons: 5
Coding region: 225-656 (143 amino acids)
Source: RefSeq, a predicted model, not a curated record
UCCCUGAAUUGAUUAAAAGAACCACACAGGGACACAUCGCUGCGAGGAAUUUAGUAGGCGCAGACCAUACGGGACGUGCUCUUGGUGUGUGAAUCGAAGUUCAAUCAGACGAUAGAGAAAUUCGACCUUGAAUGAAUACAGUUGUUGAAUCAACUCAGAGUCCUCGUUGUUUCGUGCCCUAGAACACUUGAACCAAGCAACCUGGCAAAUCACCAGUAGGCUUCAUGGCAUCCUUGGGCCGCACUGGGACACUGUCCUUUGUGCAUAUGCAUUGUACGCCAUUGCCUCUGCCUAUGUUUGCGGGUGGCAUAAUGCCCAUGAGUUCAACGUUAGCCAAACCAGUGCCCAGGUCUGGAAUUGCAAAAGGGUGUACAGAUUCAGUGAUUCACACUGUCAUGAACAGACCUCACAGGUGUAAGCAGCACCAAUUAGAUGUACUUUCCAAGUGCCAUAAUACAGUAAACAAAGCCUUACCUAAUAAAAAAUCCGUCAUUUGUAUUGUUCCAGGACUCGAUGUUCCACCAGUGGCAUGCCACCCCGGCCCGUUCAAAUCCAGCUCUUGCUACACCGACAGCGUCGUUUUCUCUCCCGAAGAGGAUCUUGCGGCCAACAAGUCCUAUACCUCAUCUGGCUCCCUCGCCAAAAUCCAAAUUUAG